GGGGCCACUCGGCCCGCUCGCCUCGCCUCGCCCCGCCGCGUCAGGCCGCGUCUCCUCAGUUCUUCACGGGCCGCGGCGGCGGCGGCGGCGGCGCUACAACUUUUGACAUUUUGGCGGCGGAGGAGCGCGCCGGCACUGCGGGACCGACGGCUGUGGCAGCGGCCGACCUUCGAGGGCUCCUCAGCCGCACCGGCGCUCCCGCCGCCCAGGGUCGGGCGGCCACGAGGCCCCGCCGCGUCGUCCCGCGUCGCCCCGCCGGGCGGCUGCAGCCAUGUCGCGGGGACCGGAGGAGGUGAACCGGCUCACGGAGAACACCUACCGGAAUGUUAUGGAACAGUUCAAUCCUGGGCUACGAAAUUUAAUAAACCUAGGAAAAAAUUAUGAAAAAGCUGUUAAUGCUAUGAUCCUUGCGGGAAAAGCCUACUACGAUGGAGUGGCCAAGAUUGGUGAGAUUGCCACCGGGUCCCCUGUGUCAACAGAGCUGGGCCAAGUUCUCAUAGAGAUUUCAAGUACCCACAAGAAACUCAAUGAGAAUCUUGAUGAAAACUUCAAAAAAUUCCAUAAAGAGAUUAUACAUGAGCUGGAGAAGAAGACAGAACUUGAUGUAAAAUACAUGAAUGCAACUCUUAAAAGAUACCAAACAGAACACAGGAAUAAAUUAGAUUCUUUGGAGAAAUCUCAAGCAGAGUUGAAGAAGAUCAGAAGGAAAAGUCAAGGAGGACGAAAUGCGCUCAAAUAUGAACACAAAGAAAUUGAGUAUGUAGAAACCGUUACUUCUCGCCAGAGCGACAUCCAGAAAUUUAUUGCAGAUGGGUGCAAAGAAGCUCUGCUUGAAGAGAAAAGGCGCUUCUGCUUUCUGGUUGACAAACACUGUAGCUUUGCAAAUCACUUACAUUAUUAUCAUUUACAGUCUGCAGAAUUACUCAAUUCCAAACUGCCUAGGUGGCAGGAGACCUGUGGGGAUGCUACCAAAGUACCUGAGAAAAUCAUGAAUAUGAUAGAAGAAAUUAAGACCCCAGUCUCUACCCCAGUGUCCGGAACACCUCAGCCUUCACCAAUGAUCGAGAGAAGCAACAUGGUUGGGAAAGAUUAUGACACCCUUUCUAAAUAUUCACCAAAGGUGCCCCCAGCUCCUUCAGCCAGAGCAUAUACCAGUCCUUUGAUUGAUAUGUUUAAUAACCCAACAGCAGUUGCACAGAAUUCAGAAAGGAUAAAGAAUUCAACAGUUUUAACAGAUUCUUCAGAUGAUCCCAGUUUACAGCGAUCGGUUUCUGUCGCAACCGGACUGAACAUGAUGAAGAAGCAGAAGGUGAAAACCAUCUUCCCACACACCGCAGGCGCGAACCAGAGCUUGCUCAGCUUCGCCCAGGGAGAUGUCCUCACGCUGCUCGUCCCCGAGGAGAAAGACGGCUGGCUUUAUGGGGAGCAUGACACCACUAAAGCGAGGGGUUGGUUCCCGGCAUCUUACACGAAGUUGCUGGAAGAAGAUGCAAAGGAGGCCAUGAGUGUGCCCACACCAAGCCCAGCGCCAGUGAGAAGCAUCAGCACCGUGAACUUAUCCGAGAAAAGCAGCGUGGUCAUCCCCCCGCCAGAUUACUUGCAAUGUCUGUCCCUGGAAGCGGCUGCAGAUAAGAGAGCAGACAUUUCCAAAAGUAUUUCUACCUUUAAAGCACCGGUGUCCAAACCAGAAAGCACCUCUCCUGGGAAACAAACCUUACAAGUGCAUGUCACAAAACUCAGGAUCCAGGAAUACCAAGAACGACGCAAAUGGGACAGCAAAGCCUCCUUUUCUCAGCGGAGAAAACCCCUUCGCGACAGUGAAACUCCGGCCGACGGUGACAAACGAUCGCUCUGCACCGAUCAUUCGAUGAAGAGCAGGCCGGGAGCUCCAGUCCCUCCGACGUUAAGUUCUCACUUGCAAAAUGAUUUGUUGUUUGGUGUGCGCUUAACUGUUGCAAAGCUUCGCCAAAGGGUGCCUGAUUUUAAAUGUAUUCCACUUGAGCAAAUCGACGCAUUUUUCUCAAUUUAACAUAGUUGGGUUGAUAUAUUUGUCUUUAAUAGUCUAGUGACCCACUCAAAUCAGUGAAAAUAUUUUCUUCCCAUUCUGUCAGAAGACCAUAAAUUUGGUUCCAAUCCUUA
This is a messenger RNA of Felis catus (domestic cat), 2139 nucleotides long. RefSeq names its product BAR/IMD domain containing adaptor protein 2 like 1 (gene BAIAP2L1). The record is from RefSeq and is a predicted model, not a curated record. Gene Ontology annotation, cellular component: cytosol; nucleoplasm. Gene Ontology annotation, biological process: plasma membrane organization; actin filament bundle assembly; positive regulation of actin filament polymerization. The transcript is spliced from 15 exons. NCBI's taxonomy places the organism in Eukaryota, Metazoa, Chordata, Mammalia, Carnivora, Felidae. Bases 272 to 2029 code for a protein of 585 amino acids. Gene Ontology annotation, molecular function: protein binding.